Messenger RNA from Talaromyces atroroseus, 1764 nucleotides. RefSeq lists its product as hypothetical. The transcript is spliced from 4 exons. Gene Ontology annotation, cellular component: vacuolar membrane. NCBI's taxonomy places the organism in Eukaryota, Fungi, Ascomycota, Eurotiomycetes, Eurotiales, Trichocomaceae. The coding region runs from base 1 to 1764 and encodes 587 amino acids. Gene Ontology annotation, biological process: amino acid transmembrane transport. The record is from RefSeq and is a predicted model, not a curated record. Gene Ontology annotation, molecular function: amino acid transmembrane transporter activity.
AUGGAGCCUGCUGGCAACCAGCCCGAGGAGGCGCAGGCCGUGAGCACGUACAUCAAGCCCCAAUAUCGCCCUCCGCACGAUGCGUCGAUCUGUUUCGAAGAGUAUCACCACUACGCGAAGAUAACUAGAGAGAAGGAGCUAUCGUAUGAGGCGCCUAAGCUCAUUUGGCGCGAAUUCUUCGCGCGGAAAAAGCACGUUGAUACCUCUGGCGCUCUGGCUGCUCCGCCGGACUCGCCUCAGAAUACCGAUCCGAGCGAGAAAGGCACCGCAGAUCUGCCCCAUGGUCUUGAAAUAACCGACGAGGAGUGGGAAAAUGCUAGUCGUCUUCUCAGAACCGCCGGCACUGGAGCAUGCUUCUAUCUCAUCACCACGGACGUUCUCGGCCCAUAUGGCUCCGCAUUCGCGAUCGGCACGUUGGGUUGGGGACCAGGUAUCGCCUUGUACACUGUCUUCGGCUUCCUGGCUGGAUACUCCGGCUAUCUAGUCUGGAACGUCUUCCUUGGAGUCGACAGCUACGAGUUUCCAGCAAGGAAUUACGGCGAUCUCGCAUUCAGAACAUGGGGCAGAACUGCCCGAUACAUUACGAACGCCUGUCAAGCUAUCGGACUGCUCUUACUACUGGGCCAAGUCACCAUUCAGUACGGUGAAAACAUUUCCCAGGUGUCCAAAUUCCGACUUUGCUAUGCCGUGUGCCCUGUUCUCUUUGUCAUCGUCGGCUUCUUCGUGACCCAAGUCCGAACUCUGCGGUCUUUUGGCUGGGUAGCCAUCCUUUCCGUGGCCCUAAAUUUGCUGGUUAUCUUCAUAACUAUGGGUGUCAUAGCACAUUCUCCUCCGAACUAUGCGAUUGCAACCCUGGGAUCGGCCGGCAGUGCAGUGAGCGCCGAUACCAUCACGCCAAAUGCCGACGGUGUUUAUCCUGCAAUUAUCCACUACAACGGUCUGCCACCCAACUCGCUGGUUGGUUCCAUCAACGGUCUUCUAUCUGCGGUGCUGGCGUAUGCAGGUGUCCAGCUGUUUGUGGAAUUUAUGGCAGAGAUGAAACGUCCACGAGACUUUAUCAAGGCCAUGUGGGGAGCGCAAUUCUUCAUCUACAGUGUUUACCUCAUCUACGGUUGCUUUGUCUACCACUACCAGGGCCAAUACAGCUUCAAUCCUAGCUACCAGGGCGUCAGUAUCUAUGGCUGGCAAACCGUAGGCAAUAUGCUAUCUCUUAUUGCCGCAUUUAUUGCCGCCGCCCUAUACGGCAACAUUGGAAUCAAGGUAUUCUAUAACAACAUCCUGCUAGACUUUUUCAAAGCUCCUCCGAUUACUUCCAAGCCUGGCAAGAUCAUCUACGCCGCAUUAGUGCCUGUCUGGUGGAUCGUCGCAUUUGUCAUUGCAGCAGCUAUUCCCGACUAUUUCGGUUUCGUCAGUGUCAUUUCCGCUUCCAUGCUGCUGAACUUGACGUACACGUUCCCUCCACUCUUUGCCCUGGGUUAUGAUAUCCAAAGGAACGCCAUUCGCACCGAAAGCGGCGAGGGUUUCAAUGCUGCCACGGGCCAGGUCGUCCGCGAAACUUCGACUGUCCGACGAUGGAUACGAGGGUUUUUCAGCGGUGGUAUCCUCCAGAUUAGCAUCAACAUCUGGCAUGUCAUUUACUUUCUCGCGUCGCUGGCCAUGUGUGGCUUAGGAAUGUAUUCGGCUAUCGAAGGCUUGAUCGAGGCGUUCGAGAAUCCCGAACUGAAUUCCUUUUCAUGCACGUCACCGUUGAAUCUGAAUGCUUAG